This is a messenger RNA of Larimichthys crocea (large yellow croaker), 1506 nucleotides long. Its product is annotated as fibulin-7. The transcript has 7 exons. The record is from RefSeq and is a predicted model, not a curated record. Gene Ontology annotation, molecular function: calcium ion binding. Bases 67 to 1404 code for a protein of 445 amino acids. Lineage: Eukaryota; Metazoa; Chordata; Actinopteri; Sciaenidae.
AGCUGAGGAGUCAAACAAAGCUGAUCUCCAGUCUGCUGAGACUUCAUCAAGAGCAGGUUUAUCAGGAUGAGGAUGGAGGUUUUGUUCAGGAUGAAGACUGCUGUGGUCGUUAUGCUGUGUCUUCAUCAGAUGUCUUUUUCUUCUGCUCAGGAGUGUCCAUCCACCCACGACCUGCUGAACUCGCUGCGGCAGGUGGAGAAGAUGUUGGCAGUCCAUGAGGCCUCGUACCAGCAGGGCCUGCGCUCUCUCAGGAAGAAGAUCAGUGCUCUGCACAACAGCACCAUGGCCAUCUUUAAGGCUGGUGCGACCUGCCCCAAACCAGAGCCCCCUGCUCAUGGCCGCAGACUGGGCAGGGUGUUUGGUAUCGGACACGAGGUCCACUUCUUGUGCAAACCUGGCUACGAGCUGAUUGGCCCACGAACCCGAGUGUGUCUGGAUUCUCUUAAGUGGAGCGGCCAGCAGCCAAUGUGCAGACGCCUCAACAGCACUGACAACUCCCUGGCCUCCUUCACUCCUGUGGCUCGGUCUUCUCCAUCCACUUCCUCCUCCUCCUCCUCCUCCUCCUUCCCUGCCUCUGCUGCUCUGUCAGCAUCCUCCCCGUCUUUCUCUUCAUCAUCUCCAGUUUCUCCCCUCUCCUCAUCCUUACCCACACCCCCACCCCCUUCCUCAUCCGUCCGUCCAUCUCACUGCACUCACUUUCUGGGUUCCACCCGCUGCACCUGUGACGUGGGUUUCACCAUAUCAGGUCGUGACAACAACAUUUGCACAGAUAUCGAUGAGUGUCGUCUGUUUCCUCUCGGUCAGCCUGGCCGCCUCUGUGUCCAUCAGUGUGUAAACACUCCUGGCAGCUUCCACUGCUUCUGUCCAGCCGGCUACGACCUCGCCAGAGACGGUCGCAGCUGCACAGACGUCGACGAGUGUGAAAACCGGAUGCACAACUGCACACUAGAGCAGGUGUGUGUGAACACCUACGGAGGUUUCCAGUGCGUGACGGUGGGAUGUCCUCAGAUGAAAAAUGCCACGUACAUCAAGACAUCACCAAUGCGCUGUGAGAGGAACCCGUGCAUGCUGGGAGACAAAGGAUGCACUCAGGCACCAAACUCUAUCUCCUUCCACUUCCUGUCUGUGGUGUCUAACAUGUCAGCCCCCCGCGUCCUGUUCCGGGUGUCGGCGGCUCGAGUACUGGGUGACACGCUACGCUUUGGUCUGGCGGGUGGCCGUGGACGGGGCCACUUUAGCGUGCAACGCUCUGGACGCCAAACUGGCACCCUCCUCCUGGUGACGCCCAUCAAGGGUCCUGCUGCUCUGGAGGCUGAGGUGGAGAUGAGCGAGCUGGAGCACAACUCACUGCUGGGGCGCUACCUCACCAAGGUCACCCUGUUUGUUUCUCCAUAUGAGUUUUAGGGAGUAGAUUUAUAAGUGCAGGGGUUCAAGGUUUGUCAGGGGUUAACAGAAUUUGGUGCCAAUUUUGUUUUUGAGUUGUAACAGUUUCCAAAGAAAGAAAGA